This is a messenger RNA of Nothobranchius furzeri (turquoise killifish), 1017 nucleotides long. RefSeq lists its product as uncharacterized. Lineage: Eukaryota; Metazoa; Chordata; Actinopteri; Cyprinodontiformes; Nothobranchiidae. The record is from RefSeq and is a predicted model, not a curated record.
CCGGAAGUUUUUUUUUCUUGCUAAUGUUCGAAAAUGUAACAUUAGCUUCAGUCCUCGUCAGAUUCACCGUCCAGCUGUCAAUUAAACCAACCAACAUGGACAGUUAUGUGUUGUUCAAAGGAACAAAACGGCUGACUCUAAAGGAAGAAGACAUGACGACCGAAAAGAUAAGCAGAAUCUUCCAGGUUCAUUGCACCAGUCUGCAUAUUACUGAUGACAGCAAUGUAGCCAUUUUUCCUGGUAAUGACGGACGCUUCAGUACAUUGGAGGAGUCAUCAAGCAUGCCUGCAUCCUACAACCCCACUCGCUUCUCCUUCCACCGACCACAGAGUGCUGCUGGAGCUUCCACGUCGUCUGCAAGACCAUCUCCUAGAGUGACUGUUGCAAAAACAUGCCAAAGAAUGGUUUGGAAGCAAAAUGCAAGGAAAGUCUUGGCUGUGAGAGAGGAAGACUUCUUGCAGUUACAAUUCAUCUGUGGAAGUUACUGCACAAGUUUGGAUUACUGUGUGGAAUGUGCCGUCGCUAUGGCUACUCAACUCCGUCUCCUAUCCCAGCCUGGGCGGGACUGCGGGAGGGCCGCCGAAUCGUUCCAGGGUCACUGCAACCCUCCAACCCUCAAUGCUCCUCCCCCUGUUCAGACUGAGGUGACAUGCGCUGCUUGCAGUGGCUGCAGAAACCGAAGUGUGGAUAGUCCCAAACCCACCACCCCACCUAGUGGACACUUAUGCUGUGUGAUGUCUGAAGUCUGUUGCAUAUCUGUCUGAGUUGUUUUUUUUUUUUUGCAGAGCAAAGCUGCCCUCCCGGUGGAGGGUAACUCUGAAGUGCAUUUUUUCCCCCUCCUCCUGAACCAGUCCUCAUGUAACUCUCUGAUCUCUAUUAAGGUAGCGCGAUUCAGGGUUGCGAAUGACCACAGUCACCAAUGUGUCUUGCCUAUGUAUGUAUGUCUGAUCUCUGAAUUGUGUACUGAAACUCUAAUUUCCCUCUGGGAUUAAUAAAGUAUUAUUGAAUUGAAUUGAA